AUGCCUGACUUUCAAGUUUUGGUUUGUUUCCUUUGUCUUUUAUGCGUGAAUAAGUGGGUUAAGCCGACUUUUAUUAUAUCAGUGAUAUUUCAACGAUAUAUAUCACUGUUCCACGUGAAUUUCUUUAAAAGUAAACAAAUGGUUGUAUGUACGGUUUGCACUACUGAAACUUCCAAGUAUAAAUGUCCUGUAUGCGUUUCUCCAUACUGCUCAGUCGCUUGUUACCAAGUGCAUAAACAGAAUAGUUGUGAAAGAAAGGUUUCCACGACAAUAGUUGAACAUGCAGCCGUAGAACAGGAAGAUGAUAUGAUAGACUAUGUUCCGAAAAGGGUGUUGCAAGGCCUAAAGCAUUCAGAGCGUAUCCGAGUAAUGUUAAAAAACCCUCACCUAAGAAGCCUUCUUCGCUAUUUAAACGAUACCAAUAAACCGAAUUCUGCACUGGAAAAUGCCAUGCGGGAGCCUAUUUUUGUCGAAUUUUCAGAUGAAUGCCUCAAAAUAGUAGAGUCUGGCUGA
This is a messenger RNA of Heterobilharzia americana, 513 nucleotides long. NCBI's taxonomy places the organism in Eukaryota, Metazoa, Platyhelminthes, Trematoda, Strigeidida, Schistosomatidae. The record is from the annotation of a GenBank genome assembly.